CGAUACACCGUGGUCGGUACGGCAAAAACUCAAGAGCCGUACCGACCACGGUGUAUCGAUGAAUGCAUGGAUGUGGUGAUGAGAGUGGGAACGGCACCCGCAACAUGCAGUAAAACCAAGUUAGACAGCAUUGUAGGGUAUUUCCAGCAGAACAAUUUAAACUUAAUUGUUUCAGAUAAAGAAGGAGGAUUUAUUGUAGCUCUCCAUGAUAUUUACACGAACAAGGCAAGAAUGGCCAUCGGGAAAACUUUUAAGAAACUAGAAGGUUACAAGUCCAAGUCAGUGAAGGCCAGAGCUCUACAACUGUGCCACACGUUUGAGUUAGAGCAAUUACGAAAACAGAUAACAUCAGCCGAUAAAGACCAACUGGGCUUAUUCUUCACCGGGAAAACACACAAAGAAGCGUGUCCUUUCCGUGUGGUCAUUACAGAAAAAGGAUCGUGGCAAGGAGCCAUGUCAAGGUUCCUCCAACGCCAAUUGGCAACCCUACGACUGAAUGACCCUUUUCUGGUCUCCAAUUCUGAGAAGGUGAUUGACUAUCUGGAAAACAACAUCUUAUCUGUUCGGUAUGGCCUAUCCCUCGAUGUAGAAGACUUAUUUUACUCCAUACCUCACGAGGGGAUGUUUACUGCUUUGAGAGAACACAUUGAAGCCAAUGGAGAAGUAGCCUUUCAGAACAACUGUGGAAUGGCAGUGGAUUCCUUCCUUGAGCUUCUACGGUUUUACUUGAACUCAACUGUGGUAACGUUCAAUAAAGAACACUACAUACAGAAGAGAGGAAUCUGCAUAGGAUCCUGUGUAGCUCCUGCUUUGACAGAUGUUUACCUCUCGAAAUGUAAUAGAGCCAUUGAUGACAGCCUUGACAUUCCCCAGGUUAGUCGUAUGUUCAGAUACGUAGACGACUAUCUUAUCCUCCUCAAUGCCAGACCCAAAUGUGAGACACAGUUCAUGGAUUCCGUUCAAACGACAUUCGAAGAACACGCCGGGGGACUAAAGUUCACGCAUGAAUGGCCGGAAAACCAGUCCCUCCAAUUCUUAGAUCUCAAAAUAACAUUCCACGAAGACAGUGCAUGCUGGAUGUACGCCCCACGAACAAAGAAAAGUCUUCUGCAAUUCGACUCCGCACACACGAAGCUCGUCAAGAGAGGAAUUGUUGCAAGUACGUUGGGGGCGGCUCUGAGGAAGUCUUGCGACCACACAGCAGGAGAGAGCUUCAACAACCAGCUGCAGAGACUUCGCGCUUCAGGGUACCCGACUUCAGUUAUUUCCACCAUCGUGGAGAGCAUGUUAAAACAACGUCAAAGAGGAAGUCCAAACCGAACAAGGAUCCGACCUGUGGUAAAGCCCUACAUUCACCGUCUCUCCCAUAACCUAAAAAAAGUAGCCGCAAAGUUUGAGGUUCCUAUCCUCCUCACAGCGCCCGACAAACUUAAAAGAUUAUGUCCAAAAAUCAACGAGCAGCGGGAUACACACGACCUAUGUAAAAUCAAUCAUGCAAGAAAGUUCGUGGAAUGUCAGAGCGGCAUCAUAUAUGAAAUACCGUUGUCAUGUGGGAAGGUGUAUCUGGGACAAUCUGGAAGGUGCAUCAAUGUGAGACUUAGGGAACAUGCACUUUCUCUAAACUCAACGCCAGCGGGCCAUCUUGCCGUGCAUGUGAGAGAUUGCGGGUGCACACCAAGGUUUCCUGAGACUAAGGUGCUUAAACAUUUUAAGGAUCAAAAGACUAGAGAGGUGUACGAGGCGUGCAAGAUCGCGAAUAAGGGCCUAGCCUGCAUAAGUACGCCUUCGAUUGCACUGACGGCGAAAGAGCUCCAAUUUUUGAAUUUUAGUCCCUAA
Molecule: messenger RNA, 1836 nt
Organism: Ixodes scapularis (black-legged tick)
Lineage: Eukaryota; Metazoa; Arthropoda; Arachnida; Ixodida; Ixodidae
Exons: 2
Source: RefSeq, a predicted model, not a curated record